AUGGCCACGGCGCGUAACGCAUUCGCGGGCCAUGUCAUCGUCGAAUUAUCGUCGGACAGCGAAGAGGAGGGAGCUUUGGUCGAUUUUUCCGAUUUUUCCGAUACGGACGAGGAGCCUCAAGAUCCUAACGCACAUCUCCCCGCUGACCAGGACCCGGAUCACUUAAUCAGGGAGCUUAAUGCGCGCUACAACCCUGUCUACGAAGCCGCCGACGGUAUCAUUGAUCUGACUGGAAUUCCUGAUAUCGACGUUCCACCAUCCGAUCCGCUGCUGGCAGAUCGAGAAUCUCCGGCACAAGACUGUGCCGGCAGCGACAAAGAUUUAGUCACCGAGGCUGUGGCGUUGCAGAUGGUCAUAGACAUCCUGCCAGAUAUCUCCAUCGACCAUGUGCUCGGCAUCAUCAGAGAGAAGACUACAGAUCUCACGAGAACGAACGCGAGAUGCCACGAGAUCGUCUCGCAGCUUGUCGACACUGGAGACUACCCGAAAGAGGACGAGGACACAAAGAGCAAGAAGAGGAAAAGAAGCGACGAGGACGAUUGGCAGGAGUACGACAAAGCUGAGCGAGAUCUGGAGACACCGACAUAUGAAUUAAACGCUACGGAACUGCUCAAAGACGAAUUCCUAUCUGUCCCAGUUCGCCACGUCGUCAACGUCGUAAAGGAGCACAAAACUCUCUUCAAGAGCUACAUCGUUCUCGAGGAGCAAACACGAAAUUACGAAACCAUUUCGAGGAACAGAUUCUCCAGGAUUGGCAAAGCGCGCAACAAGCGAGGCACCGAGAAUCUCCUGAUCGAACAAGGAAGCCAACUGCCCAAAGAACUCCACGCCGUGAAAAAGAAGAUUGAGGUAGAAAUGGGGAAGCGACGUAAAGCUGAGCAGGCGGAGAAGGCAGAAGUCGACAAUCGCCAGCGCGCGGAAGCCAGCGGCCGAAUGGGCGAGUGCGCCUGCUGUUUCGAUGACGUACCUCUGAAUCGCAUGAUCUCCUGUAAUGGCGACCCAGCUCACUUCUACUGCAUGGAGUGUCCAAAGCGGCAAAUCGAGACACAGAUGGGCCUUUCAAAUUGUCGGCCAAAAUGCUUUGGAGUCGACAACUGUGCUGGUACCUUUGCUCGGAAAGAUCUCCAACAGGUCUUGGGCGAUAAAACUUUCGAACGACUAGAGCACUUGCAGCAGCAAGAAGACCUCGCCGCUGCCGGCCUUGACUUUCUGUCAGAGUGCCCCUUCUGCGACUACAAGAUGGAAUGCCUUCCAGUUGAAGUUGACAAGGAGUUUCGCUGUCAAAACAAGAAAUGCGGCAAGACCAGCUGUCGGCUUUGCGAGAAGGAGACACACAUCCCUCUCACUUGCAAGGAGGCUGACAAGGACGGCCAAAUCACAUUGCGACACAUCGUCGAGGAAGCCAUGUCCGCAGCAUUAAUUCGGCAAUGCAACAAGUGUAAACAUCCAUUCGUCAAGGAGUAUGGCUGCAACAAGAUGAGAUGCUCGCACUGUAGGAACGUGCAAUGUUACGUCUGCUCCAAGAACGUUACCAAUUACGAGCAUUUUGGCGAAGUCGGACGAGGACGUUGUCCUUUGCACGAGAACGUCGAGGACCGGCACGAGCAAGAAGUCAAGAAGGCAGCCGAUGAUGCCAUGGCCAAAGUUCGAGCGGACAAUCCCAGCCUCUCGGACGCUGACUUGAUGAUCAAGGUCUCAGAUAGAGUCAAGCAGGCAGAAGAUGCUCGCAAAGGACGGGCGCAAGUUCAAGCUAACGCCUUUCCAUAUCACAUGAUUGGCGACCACCUACAGCAUCUCCUCAAGAACCGAAUCUCCGAGCUCAACAACCUCCUCCUCCUCCUCAGCAACCGCGCCCCUUCUACGAAUUUAUGCAAGACCCUCUACCCCGGGCCGGACAAGCUCAGCUGGAUGCUAACCAUGUGA
Molecule: messenger RNA, 1923 nt
Organism: Parastagonospora nodorum SN15
Lineage: Eukaryota; Fungi; Ascomycota; Dothideomycetes; Pleosporales; Phaeosphaeriaceae
Exons: 4
Coding region: 1-1923 (640 amino acids)
Source: RefSeq, a predicted model, not a curated record